AUGGAUAUCAUUAAAACUGUUGUUUCUAUUGAACUAUCGGUUAACCCAAACAUUUCAAAUGAAAAUAUAAUUGAUGCUUAUAAUUUUUAUGACACAUCCACAAAUCAACGAUUUGAUUUCAAUUCAAAAAUUUAA
This is a messenger RNA of Entrophospora sp. SA101, 135 nucleotides long. The record is from the annotation of a GenBank genome assembly. Lineage: Eukaryota; Fungi; Glomeromycota; Glomeromycetes; Entrophosporales; Entrophosporaceae.